Aplysia californica (California sea hare) is the source of this 2869-nucleotide messenger RNA. RefSeq lists its product as uncharacterized. Lineage: Eukaryota; Metazoa; Mollusca; Gastropoda; Aplysiida; Aplysiidae. Bases 92 to 2758 code for a protein of 888 amino acids. The record is from RefSeq and is a predicted model, not a curated record. Gene Ontology annotation, cellular component: membrane. Gene Ontology annotation, biological process: cell surface receptor signaling pathway; G protein-coupled receptor signaling pathway. Gene Ontology annotation, molecular function: G protein-coupled receptor activity. The transcript is spliced from 9 exons.
UGCUGAUAGCCUCGGGAGUUUUCGGUCUACGGAGAUUCCCGAACCCCACUCAGCACAGCGCCAAACUACAUUCUAUUGCGACGCCACAUCCAUGAAUGGUCUGACGAGCUUCCUCUACGUACGAUCGUGCCAUGGGGACUUCAGUGGCGACCCCAGGGUCAGGGAGCUGUGCACUGGUCAGUCUGAUGACGUAAAGGACUCCGAGGUUCCUGGACUGACGGGGACAGGAGUCGGGAUCAGAGUGACUGACGUGGAUACCAAUGUGACGUAUUACAACGAGUACUGUGCUUUGUGUAACAGGGUUGAACGGGCCGUAGAGUGGCGUGUGCAAGUCCAGUGCAAUAACUACUUACAAGUAUAUCAAGCUCAGAACGAACUCGAAUUCCUGAAGCUGGCUGUUCGAGACUCUACGUCAUGUUUCAUCUGGCAGUAUCGCCCGACAGACGUAGAUAUCAUCAGCUGUGACAGUCCUUGGUGGAUUAACGGUGGUGACGACAUUGUGAACAAAUGCAACGUGAGUGGUCAGUGGACGGAGAGGGACACCGACGUGGAGGAGGCGUGUGCUAACCUGGAAGCCCUGCCAAUGUAUCGAGUUAUUGAUUACCGAAAAGGCCUGAAGACCGAAAGGGCAGGCUUGUACAAGAACGUCUUUUGUGCCCUAUGUAACAGACCUUCUUACCCAAUGACGGAAGGGUGUCGUCCGAGUCCUGGUCUCCCCGUGGUCCCGCCUUUUGACCUACCAUUCACCAUGCUGCUUGGACUUCGGCCUCAAAUGACGUCAAACCAGAACAAAAAUACAGUUGUACGCCUUUGUUCGGAAGAAGAAUGGCUCAGCCCAGAUGGUCUCUGUAUGCCAGUGGAAUGCUCCGCGGGUAAGACGUUAACAGAGAAUGGCACGUGUGUGACGGCUGUAUCGCAAGUUCGUGGUUUGGCGUACAGCGUGCGCCUGUGGCUUCUGCCUGCGGGGGAAAUUGACGUCAAGAUGAACCAGGCUCUAUUGAAUCCCAGUUCUUCCGACACCUCCUCUCCAGGACUGACGCUGAUACAAAAUGUUGAGACAAUACUGAAGGCAAUGCCCAUGGUACACGGGUAUGAGAUUACAAGCGGUGUUGCCCUGUGUGAGGGGAACAGAACAUUGUUUUCUGGUAACACUUCAAGCCCACUUGCUACGAUCAGUAAAUGCUCUUCAUCAGCAACUACGCCAACGUCGCUUUCGGACGACGGCCACGUUUCACCGGCACCCUCUGAGGAACAUCUUAUCAGCCACAGCAUAUCCAGCGAGUUGCCAGUCGCACUGUGGUUAGAUAUUAAUUUCAUGGCGAACAGAGACAGGAGAAGGGAUGAAUUUGAAAUUGAUGCUGUGAGUACUAUAUUUGGAGAGGAGUUUAAGAAAGAGGUAAGUGACAAUUUCAACCAUACUCCUCUUAUAGUGCAUGGUGAAAUAUCUCCUUGGUCACAUUGCUUCAACAAAGUUCCUUAUAUGUGCGAGACGGGUUGGUUUAUAAGCUUAAACGCUUUCCUUUCCUUAAAGUUGUACCCUGAGAAGGAAAGUUACGUGAAAUUAUCUCCUUUGCUCACUUGUCCUUUUGUUCGACUCAACCAAACGCAGUUCUCAGUCAAAUCCUACGUCGUUCCUGGUAACAUACAACCGAGUGUGGCAGUCGAAGUGACAUUCGGAACCUUUAGCGAGACGUUUACCAAACCCUCAGACCUGUACAAAAUAACUGUCACAGACAACAAAGAACUUCGCAUCUGUCAGGACUUGCUCUCCAGUAGAUUUCCCCGAGACCAGCUUCAAGGCGACGGUAUCAUGCUUUGGUCGCAGUAUUUCCUCACUCUUCUGUGCUUCACUGUGUCAGUGGGCUGCCUGGUUCUUACGCUAAUGACGUAUGCCCUGUUCCCAGUUCUCAGGGGCAAGGCGGGAAAAAACAACAUGGCACUGUGCGUGAGUUUGAUGGCAGCCCAAGUCUCGCUUUUGACUUCUUCACACGUUAAAGCACCGAGUGCAGUAUGUACUGGUCUGGGUAUUUGUACCCACUUCUUGUGGCUUGUCACUUUCUGCUGCACCCUCGUUUGCUGUCAUCACAUGUACAAAGUCUUCACGGACAAGACCCGCAACUCCCUCGACUCGUCCAAGACUGAGCGACUGAGGUUUAUGAAGCGAUUGCUGUUUGUUCUGUUGCUUCCCUUGGCUGUAGUUCUUACUGUGGUUGUCACAACGAUGAUCACUACUGAAGGGAGCAGGACAGGCUAUGGUGAGACGUCUUGCUACAUGGACUCGACAUUUCUUGUUGGCACGACUGUUGUGGGGCCUCUUGUUCUGAUUACAACGUGCAACGUAGCUUUCUUCACCCUGACCGUGAUCCGCAUCCAGAAGGUGCGCCUGUUACAGAUGUCGGUACAAAGAGAGGACAGGCUCAACGUCUACGUCUACAUGAAGCUCUCCACAAUCACCGGCGCCUUCUGGCUUCUCUCGGUCACUGCCGAGGCUUUGGACAUGGAUGCCUUGAGGCUGGUAGCUAUUGUCUUCAAUGGCUCGCAGGGUCUGUUCAUUUUCCUCUCCUACGUUUGCAACAAAAGAGUCCUGGCCAUGUAUAAAAGUCUGCUGCUCUCCGAAACAGUGAUUGACUCUUCAGCAUCCAGGGAGAGAGGACAGAAAACACCAACGUGUUCCGUGGAGACCAAAUCAACGGCUCAGGUAACAAGACAAGAGAUGACUUCUCAAGCAAACCAUGAAAUGGAAACCUUGGAAAUCUAAAAGUGAGGACACGUCAAAGAGGUUACAUUUAGUACCAGAGUUCGUGGCAGUAACGGUAAUAUGUGAUGCAGCGUAGUGGAAUCAGGCUCUCGUCAAUUUUUGGGCAUGUAG